AUGCGCGCUGCUCACUUCGUUGUCUUUGCAUGGCUGGCGGUGGUCGGCAGAUGCCAGGCGCCUCAGGCGCAGGACAAGAGCCAAGCUCAGGGGGAAGGCAAACAGCUGAUCAUGUUGGAGAUAGAGAGGCUCAACUACCCUGACGAGGACAAGGUAGUGAAGAGACAAGCGGAGGUGAGGUAUGGAGGAUCUCCUGGGCAGUACGUGGUGCGGACCAGCGACCAGGGCGGAGCCCCGCAACAGGUUCCACCGGAGUACCUGAGUCUUCUGCAGCAGCUGUCUCCUCAGCCCUCCCAGCCUCACAACAUUCAGCAACUAUUCAUUUCCAGAGGUCCUCAAGGAUUCACUCAGUUCCAACCUCAGCAACCCGCGCCUCAGCUUCCUCCACUGACGCCUCAGCAAGAGGAGAUGCGACGUCUACAAGAGCUCGAGGCCAACAAACACAUUCGAGAGCAGCAAGAGAGGGCUUUGCAGAGAGCGCUGCAAACGGGGCAGUUCCAACCCGGAUUUCAACCAGGAUUUCCUCCACAAGCAGCACAACCUCAACAGUACCAGCCACAGUUCCAGCAGCAGUAUCAGCAGCAAGUUCAGCAGCCUCAGCAAUAUCAGCAGCCGCAGCAAUAUCAGCAGCAACAGCAGUACCAACCUCAGCAGUAUCAGCCACAGCAGCCUGCCCCUCAGGAGUUUCCACAGUACGAAACUCCUCCCAGCUAUUCAGAGUCUCAAUACUCCCAACAGUCAGGCCCUCAGUACUACCAAACCCGAUCAAUCCGUCCCUCACAGGUUCCUGAGAAGUUCUCGUACAGCGAGGUGAAAUUCGGAACAUCUGAAAUCGCAAGGGAAAAGCUACAGCCGAGGUUGGUCUCCAUCGAGGAAAGAUUGCAGAACCAAGUAAAGUCUCAACCUCAGUACUACCAAACUGCAGCUCAACCUGCACCUCAACCCCAACCUCAACCUGAACCUCAAAAGCCAGUUGAGUUCACAUCUUUCAACGUUCAACCUCAACAGCAGACUCCAACUCAGCCUCAACACCCUCAGCAGUAUUUGAUAGAGACUACCAGGCCUGCUGAGAAUGAAGAGCAGGUUGUAAGGAUACCUAGACCUAGACCGGCUCAACCUCAAUCCCUCUUUUACCGCCCCGAAGCACCGUCUGCUGACAGGGUUUACGUCAAAGCCCCAGAAGGAUACACUGCAAUUCCUCAAAAUCUGUAUAGAGCCAAGGCCCCUGAACCUUACACUACUAUCCCAUUGGCUGUCUACAACCAAGUUCCAGUUCAGUACACUCCAGCUCCCGAGUACCGCCGUGAACCUCAAGGUCCUCCCCUCCCGUCCCCUGACGCACCUUCUCGCUCUGCCAUCUACGUUCACCAAUCUUCCCUUGGGAAGAGGAUAACAACUCAGCCUCCUCGUCCCUACACCAACUACCCCGGGUAUACCCAAGGUGUUCCGAGGAUACCGACCCCUCACGGACAACGAGCCCUUACCGCCUCGGAGAUAAAGGCUCUCUCCAAAGCCGGCUUCCAGAUAUCUCCUUUGGCCUUGAACAGCCUUCAAGAAUCAAGCGAGAUAACCCCGGCGGACGAAGAAGACAGCGAGGAGUAUAAAGCGUUGAGCGCUAAAAGACAAAGUUUUUACGUAGAUGAGAGAAAACCUCCGGGAAAAUAUCCUAAGAGGAUUCCCAAGCCCGUUCCCUUGACUGAGACCGAGAGAAAACUCCUAGCCGAUCAAGGAAUCAGAAACUUGUACAGGGUAGAGUCUUCGGAGAGCAAAGACGCUCCUGUCACAUAUGUUCUAGCCAUCGAUAAUUCCAUGGUCAGAAAGAGAGAAUCUGAGGAGUCAAAGGAAAAUAAAAAUUAAGUUUAACAAAGUUAUUUAUUUGCAGUUAUGUUCAGAAAACAGUAAUUGAUUGUUGUAAUAGGUUCAUAGCGAUUGGAUUGUAUACUUUACUAAUCAUUAUGAGGGAUUUGAAAAUCUAUGAUAUAAAAUGUCGGACUUGAAAAAAGGCUUACGCAAAAAACAUGUCACCAUCAACAUGAUUUUGUGAUUCCAAAGAAAUUAAUAUUUUAAUUCACAACCAUUCAUUUCAUUAAUGAUACUAAAUAUUCUUUAUAUUAUAUUGUUGGCCAUUUAAUUUAAGGGAAGUUACCGAACGUGUAAAUGUGUGUAUAUAGCUUUAGUCUAAGAUCUAAUUAUAAGUAUUUUAAGUUCAAACUUUAACAUAGGUAAUAAAAACUAAAAAUAAAA
Messenger RNA from Macrosteles quadrilineatus (aster leafhopper), 2244 nucleotides. RefSeq lists its product as uncharacterized. Lineage: Eukaryota; Metazoa; Arthropoda; Insecta; Hemiptera; Cicadellidae. The transcript is spliced from 4 exons. The record is from RefSeq and is a predicted model, not a curated record. The coding region runs from base 1 to 1857 and encodes 618 amino acids.